ACUCACUAUUUUUCUUUUUAAAAGUCCUUUUAUGUGCAUUUUUUUCCUGUAUAUCCUUGGUGUUUUUCUCAUUUUCAAGGUUUAAAGAUGCUUUCAAGAGGAGGGGAUCAUUCCAACCUUCAACAAAAAAGAAAAGCUGUCAUAGGUCUGAACAAGAUUACACCUCGACAUUUGCCCAAAAAAGGCUUUGUAGCGAUGCCAGAACAAGCAAAAAGAGUGAAACCGAUGAAGAAGAAAAGGAAAAGGACUAAUACCAUGUUUAAUGUGAGCCUGCCUAUAGGUAAAGGUGAACUUCUGCUGGAGAGAAGGUCCUUUGACACGGAUAAUCUUUUUGAGUCAUCUGCAUCACCUUCAUCUAAAUCGGAUCUAGCUACAUCACCCUCUGAGGUUUUAGAAACCAGGUCUCCUAUAGAUAGCCCUGUAGACAUUAUUGAUAUACAGUUAGAGCUUCAAACAUCUCAACUAGAGCAACAGCUCUACCAAGAAGAUACAGACUCUGGUGAUUAUAUGUCAGAAAAGCACAUCACAGUCACGGUAUUUCAGGGCGAAGAUGGUUAUGUUGGUGACAACCUGCCUGGACUAAAUAAGUUAAGGGGAUUUCAGGAAUGCUCAAGUAAAGACUGGACAUAUGAAGAUUUGCAGGCCCAGAAUGGGGGACAUUUUGCUGCUGGAGCCCACUCUGAGGAGUUUUCACCUGUUGACUCCUACUACAGAGAGGGGAGCUGUGGCACCAAUAUUUGGUACAGUUCAGCAUCAGCUGGAGCAGAAAGGGAAGCAUUGAGGCUAGAGAGAGAAAGCAAUGAGAUAAUCUCAAGUUAUGAAAAGCAGCGUCAAAACCAGCUGCCAUCAUGGAGCGAUGCAGGUUUUCACACAGGUAGGGUGUGGGAACAACAAGUCCCCUAUUUAAAGGAUGCCAGGAUAAACGUGGAAACUCACUCAGGAGAUAUUCCUGUGUACAGGGGCAGCUUUCUAUUGGAUCCUAGAGGACAAGUUCAUGAGACUGAACAGAGACAAGCCCAGACAUACACAAAAUUCACUACUGACUAUCACCAAACGGCUUCACAGCGUUACACGACUCCGUCUACAGCGUUAGAAUUCCAUCCAAUACAACAGAGGCUGAUGUUUCAUACCUGUUACGAUGCUUCAUCCAGAGCCACCCAAGGAGCUUUACCCCGCACCACCCAGGGGCCUUUACUCCGCACCACCCAGGGUCCUUUACUUCGCACCACCCAGGGUCCUUUACUCCGCACCACCCAGGGUCCUUUACUCCGCACCAACCAGGGGGCUUUACCCCACACCAACCCAAACUUUAUGUAUCCAGUCACAGAUGGAGCUGGUUGGGGAUGGACUCAGGCUGAUGCCUUCAUUCAGCCAGGACAAUCUGCGUGCUACACUCCCAGUCCUGAAGUUUAUUUCAGCGCUGGCAUUCCAAACUGAAUAAAAACAAACUUCACGACUCACAUGGUUAAGUGUUAAAAAUUAGACUAGCUCAAAAAUAUGCCCUACCAUUAAUACAAGUUGGAGUCUCCUAAUGUAAAAUGAAAUAAUUUGGCUGUUGUAUUUGUUUUUUAUUAUGUUUUUUUUUUUUUUUUUUUCAAAUAAUUCCUGAAUUGGAAAUGAAUGUUGAAGGACUUAAGGGAUCACAUUAUGAAACAUGUCAUUGGAUGUGACCAGAUGUAAACAAACACCAGAACAUGAGCAAAAUCUUACAUGAAGUGUAAGACCGAGUCCAAACCAACAUGAAAUUUUAUUGUUUCAAGCUCUACUUUUAUUUUGCCAAACUGAUGCAUUGUUGUUGUUUUUGUUUUGUUUUUUUAAAUGCUGCUGUUUAUAUUUGUUCAGACGUAUUAAAGUCCCGUAAGGCUAGGGAUUGUUCUUCUAGAUUAAUUCUUUGCAAUGUCUGAGCCACUGUUUUUUCUUUUUUUUACGGUUAAAGCACAACUGCAUUUAUUAUGUGUAGCUUUGCAAAUCUAACCCUGCAACAAUAUGCUGAGAUUUGUUGCAUUUUGUUUUUAGGGCUGUCAGAUUAAGUUUGUUCUGUUAAUGCUGUCAUUCACUUCAAUUUAAAGGGAAAUGAUAGACCAAUUCUCAUGGUCUGUGUUACAAUGCUGCAUCUCAAGAAGCCUCUGACUAACACACAUUCUGGAGAAGAUCAUACUCUGGUUUGUCCAUUAUGUUUUUCAUAUUAUCAGGCAUCCGUUUUUGCACAGUCGUCUCUAGAUUUGGUUUUACCAAAGAAGAUGUUCGUGAUCCCAGUUUUUGCAUUUGAAUUUCCACCACUGUAUAUUUUGAAUGUGCAUCAGUGGAGUUAUUCUUAAUCAAACUUUACUUAUAGAUUAUUUUUCAUACUGUCAGAUGUAACAAAAGCGUCUUUCAUAGGUGCUGAAAUCCUAGAGUUUCAGAUCCAUAAAGCAAAAAUAACUAGAUUAAUUAAAAUUGAGAAGUGGCUUGUUUUUCCAGAAACAGGAAUUGAACAGAUCUACUAUGUCAGUUCUUGUUUUGGAUCUGUUGUGUUUCACUCAAAUUUAUGACUUUCCUAAACCUUUGUAAUGAAAGUACUAAUUGAACUAUUGGAAAAUGUGUUCACCUUAUGUAGUGCGGUAUGAAUUGAUGAAAUACUCUGGUAUGGAAUAUAAAAUGUUACGUUUCAGUUUUGAAUAAAUUGCGGUGCCUUCUGAACCUUACAUUGAAACAUUAGUGUUAAGGUUUUCUAAUAAUAAAACACAUUUGAAUAUUU
Molecule: messenger RNA, 2737 nt
Organism: Xiphophorus maculatus (southern platyfish)
Lineage: Eukaryota; Metazoa; Chordata; Actinopteri; Cyprinodontiformes; Poeciliidae
Exons: 2
Coding region: 88-1437 (449 amino acids)
Source: RefSeq, a predicted model, not a curated record